GACCAAAACAAAUAGACGUCAAAAAAACGUUAACCGUUUUCCUCGUUUUUCCGGUUUUCCCCCUUCGGAAUUUGUUAUUCAAAGCCAAAUAAUUUAACGUGAAAUAAUAUCGGAGAAGUUGUGAAUAUUAUUGUAAUGAACGAUUCAAGUCACUCCUGCCGGCUAUGCCUCUUACCUGUGGCCGAUGACCUUUCUGCAGAUGAAGUUUUUCCUUCGGAAGGCUUCCCGAAUCAGACUUUGAUCACCAUGAUCUACCAAUGCACCUCGAUCCGGAUCGAUUUCCAUCGGGAUUAUUCUUGUGUGGUCUGCAACCAGUGCAUUGAAAUGCUUGAACAGUUCCACAGCUACCGGGAACGUUGCUUGGAGAACGAUCUGCAGCUACGUCAGAUGCGAUGUGACGAUGAAAGCUCAGUGGAUGAUGAUCCACUGGAGGUGGUGGCCUCGACGGACAAUGCGCCGUUAGUAAUGACGGUAUUUCAAAAGCAGAUAAAACAACAAAUUAGAGGCUUUUUGGACGAAAAGGUGAACGAGAUUGAGAGGAAGGCUCUGGACAUGGCGACAGAGGCGAUACGCAGUCAAGCUCUAGAUGAUGCGAACGGAUCAAGUGUUGAUUGGAAAAGCAAAUAUGUGACUCUGCAAAGGAACAACGAACUAUUACAAACGGCCUUCCGUAAUCAAAAGGCCAAACUGAAACAGAUGGAAAGGGCAUUGAAGGGUUAUGAGAAUGAAGAACAUUCUUUAAACAGUUCAAGCCAGAUCAAGUAUGAAACCACGGCGGCAGCAGAGUCUGACGGACAACAAAAUGGAGCAGGUUUCUUCACUGUUCACCGGGAUAUUCCGGAAAUUUCAACUGAGCUAAUGCAGAAUUUGAACAAUGACUCAGGGCCGGGCGAGAAAGGCGAUCGACAGUUCAUAUCAAAAUUGGCCGUUGCCGUUUUCGGCGAGAAAGUUCUGCUCAGUUCGAGCGUUACAGGAAGACCAUCCAAUUCGCAUAAUAAUAUACCUCCGAAACCGCCUCUAUGUCCGCGAAAAGUUGCUGCGAUUGGAGCGAAACUGUUUGAACGAGUGGAACAUGAAGUGGGUCGAUUCAAUCAAAAGGAAUUGAUGCAACGUGCCAGCGACAAAGUUGUGCGGCUUGUAGUCUGUCAAAAAUCGGCGAACCUGCGUAAACAGGCGCUUAAACGGAACCAGACAAGCGGGAACAACUCUUUAGAAGAUGAUGAUAACGAUUAUACUCCAAGGCCGCGUGUCAAACGAAGAGUCCAAAGUAAGUAUACGUAAAUCAAUGAUCAAUUAAUAAUUAAACAGAGAAAUCGGCAUGCAGAUUUA
This is a messenger RNA of Armigeres subalbatus, 1329 nucleotides long. RefSeq lists its product as uncharacterized. Gene Ontology annotation, molecular function: DNA binding; zinc ion binding. The record is from RefSeq and is a predicted model, not a curated record. The transcript is spliced from 4 exons. The coding region runs from base 136 to 1281 and encodes 381 amino acids. Gene Ontology annotation, cellular component: nucleus. Lineage: Eukaryota; Metazoa; Arthropoda; Insecta; Diptera; Culicidae.